AUGCUUAUCCCCAAGGCCGAUCGCAAGCUCAUUCACGAGUACCUCUUCCGAGAGGGCGUUCUCGUUGCUAAGAAGGACUUCAACCUUCCCAAGCACGGCGACAUUGACACCAAGAACCUUUUCGUCAUCAAGGCUUGCCAGUCUUUGACCUCCCGCGGUUACGUCAAGACCCGCUUCUCGUGGCAGUACUACUACUACACCCUCACCCCCGAGGGUCUCGACUACCUCCGCGAGUGGCUCCACCUGCCCGCUGAGAUCGUCCCCCAGACCCACAUCAAGCAGCAGCGCUCUGCUCCUCCCCGGGGUAUGCUCGGCGGUGACGGCGAGCGCCGUGGCGGCCGUGGCGGUCCCCGCCCCGACCGUGGUGACCGCGAGGGUGGCUACCGCCGUCGUGACGCUGGCGAGAAGGCUGAGGGCGCUGCCCCUGGCGAGUUCAAGCCUGAGUUCCGUGGUGGCUUCGGGCGGGGCCGUGGUGCCCCUGCUUCUUAA
Messenger RNA from Boeremia exigua, 489 nucleotides. RefSeq names its product putative 40S ribosomal protein S10-B. Bases 1 to 489 code for a protein of 162 amino acids. The record is from RefSeq and is a predicted model, not a curated record. Gene Ontology annotation, cellular component: cytosolic small ribosomal subunit. NCBI's taxonomy places the organism in Eukaryota, Fungi, Ascomycota, Dothideomycetes, Pleosporales, Didymellaceae. The transcript is spliced from 4 exons. Gene Ontology annotation, molecular function: structural constituent of ribosome; RNA binding.